ACUGAGUCAAAACUACCCUUCAAUCUUUAAAGAAUCCUGUCCCAAAAUCAGUGGGCCAAUGUAGGCCCACGAUCAAAGCAAACAAACGUGCACAGAGAAACCCUAGAGUUAGGGUUUAAUUGCCCUCUCAAUUUCCACCACGAGAAAGUAUCUUUCUCUAAUUUGAUUGAUUUUUUGUGUUUUAUUCCAUCGAGAUUUGUGUUGGUGAAAUUUUGCUGCUAUCUCUUCAAUCGGCUUUAUUGUCCACUAUACGUUCAAAUCCAUGAUUGUUAGGAUGGAUCCCUCUCAUCAUAUUGAACAACAAGAAGACGACGAGUGGGACACUGAAGGAUUUGUGAUUCCAAGUUUGGGAAUUGAAGACUCAGAUCAAGAUAAACCUCAUGUUCUUGAUAUAGAAUCUUCUGAUUCUGCAUCAAAGGCUAAGAAGGAUGAAAACAUCUAUUUGGGUCCGCAUGGAGCGCAUCCUUCACUAGCAAAGCAGCAAGAGCUAAAUUCAUCUAACCGGAAGCAGAAGUUCAAGCAAAAGCUGAAAGAAGCUGACAAGAGAAUUAGUGGGACGGGUAGGGAGAAUAAGGUGGAUAACCUGAGGGAGCUUGUGGGUGGGGGAAAAUUAAGUGUCAACAAUGCAAAGGAAUCUCCCAAGGACUGGUUAGAUCCACAUUGUCAAGAAUCUGAGUUUGAGAGGAGGUAAUGCCCUCCACAUACAUUUGGUAUUAUAGAAAUGACAUGGGAGAUUUUGGUUUUUUUGAUCUGUUGUAUUCCUGGAGAUGCUCCACUUAAGCACCUUUUGUUACAUAGUUUGAUGUCAUCUCUUGAGACCCAAGUCUAAGCUUAUUUACUCUAAAGUUUAUUUACUCUGACAAUAAAUUUAUCAAUCAGUCGUUUGUAUCUCGGAGUAAACCAUGCUCUUUGUGGGAAUCGGAGACUUACUAUCUCAAUGAAUGCAA
Molecule: messenger RNA, 947 nt
Organism: Glycine soja
Lineage: Eukaryota; Viridiplantae; Streptophyta; Magnoliopsida; Fabales; Fabaceae
Exons: 3
Coding region: 263-691 (142 amino acids)
Source: RefSeq, a predicted model, not a curated record